AAAAUCAUAAACCAUCACCAACGGUCUACUAAUCACAUGGCGCCGAUCAAAUUAUUUUGAAAACCAAAACCCCAUUUGUCUCCUUCUUCCCCAAAGAUUCCACCUUUUAAAUACCAUCUUCUGAAUCUCAAAACACACUGACCUUUCAAAUGGGGAAUUGUUCUCUCAAGGGAGCCGUCGACGAAACCAAUUCCAUCAGGGUUUUAACAGACGCCGGCCAAAUCAUCGAUUUCAAGGGCCCCAAACUUGCUCGUGAGAUCACAAAUGGUUUUCCAGGUUAUGGUAUUUGCAGAAGAGGCCAAGCUUCAACCCCAUUGCCUGAAGAUGAACGCUUGGUGAAUGGGGGGUUUUAUUAUCUUCUUCCCCUGGAGAAGUUUCAGAAAAAUGGUGACAAAGAAGGCGUUGAGAAAGUCGAAGUGGAUCGUGUCGAUCGGGUUGAGCCGCCGAAGAUGUCCUCGGCCGAUUUCGUCGAGAAUUUCUCCAGUGGGUCGUCGUCGUCUUCGUCGGCGUCGGCCCUUGAAGUGUUGUCGUCAGAGAAGAAUGGGGUUUGGAAAGUGAAGUUGGUGAUCAGCAGUCAGCAACUGGAGGAUAUUCUGUCGCAACAAGUGAACACCGAGGCGUUGAUCGAGAAGAUGAGGAUGGCUGCGGCGGCGAACUCGGCUGUCGUGACUCCACGGCGGAGCAAGUGGUUUUGGGUGGUGUCGCGGAAGAAGCCGGCCGUGUCAAGCUUGUUUAAGGUUGCCGUUGAUAAGAAUAAAUCACCAUAGCUUGAUUGAAAAAAAAAAUGCUUAGUAGCUUAAGCAUAUUCUUGUACAUACAAUGCUAUGAUUAAUUAAAAAUUUUCAAAAACCAUUGUUGGUU
Hibiscus syriacus is the source of this 861-nucleotide messenger RNA. RefSeq lists its product as uncharacterized. Bases 150 to 767 code for a protein of 205 amino acids. The record is from RefSeq and is a predicted model, not a curated record. The transcript is spliced from 2 exons. NCBI's taxonomy places the organism in Eukaryota, Viridiplantae, Streptophyta, Magnoliopsida, Malvales, Malvaceae.